Messenger RNA from Python bivittatus (Burmese python), 1101 nucleotides. RefSeq lists its product as uncharacterized. Gene Ontology annotation, cellular component: multivesicular body. NCBI's taxonomy places the organism in Eukaryota, Metazoa, Chordata, Lepidosauria, Squamata, Pythonidae. The record is from RefSeq and is a predicted model, not a curated record.
AUGCUAGUGUUUCUGCUGUUUGGUGCUUUAGUGACAGCAGUGUUGUCAGAAUCGCCCCCAGUGCUAAAGCAAGUAUCCCAAGGCUGGAACGCUUGUUCCUUGGUGGUAUGUGCGCCAGCUGAAAAAGGGAUACCAGGACGAGAUGGCAGAGAUGGAAUUCAAGGCUUAAAAGGGGAGAAGGGAGACCAAGGAUUGCAAGGACCAAGAGGAAUCCUUGGUCCUCCAGGGAAGAUGGGGCCAGCAGGACCGAAAGGAUCUCAAGGGAAUGAUGGAUCAAAAGGAGAUAUUGGAGAAAUGGGACCACGUGGGAUUCGAGGUUUGCAGGGUCCUCCUGGAAAUGUGGGCCCUUCUGGAGCAAAAGGCGGCAGUGGCCCACAGGGUGAAAAAGGUGUCAAAGGAGAAAUAGGUCUGAAAGGAGCCCCUGGUCCUCAAGGCCCCAAAGGCAACAUAGGUGCCCCUGGUCCAGCUGGGGCCAAAGGGUCAGUGGGUGAAAAGGGAGCAAAAGGAGAUGUGGGAACCAAAGGACUGCAAGGCCCAGCAGGACCACAAGGGCCAGUGGGGAAGCCAGGUUCUCCUGGAUCCAAAGGAGAUAAAGGUUCCAUUGGUGAUAAGGGGACAAAGGGUGAUAGCGGCCUCUCAGAGGUCAAUCUUUUGAAGAGUAAAGUUAGUGCCCUGGAGGGACAGCUGAAAGCUCUGCAAGCCAAUUUUGCCAAGUACCAAAAAGUCGCAACAUUCCCAGGUGGACGCACAGUUGGCAAUAAAGUAUUCAAAACCAACGGCUAUGAAGGCAACUUCGAAGACUUGAAGCAAAAGUGUGUGCAGGCUGGAGGCCAGCUUGCAACCCCGAGAAACGCUGCUGAGAAUGAUGCUGUCCAAAAGGUGGCGGCGCUCUAUAACAAAUCGGCGUUCCUUGGGAUAACGGACUUAAAGACCAAAGGCACAUUUAAGUACCUGAAUGAUCAGCCCAUUACUUACUCCAACUGGCUGCAGGGAGAGCCCAACAAUAAUCAGGGCAACGAGAACUGUGUAGAAAUCUUUACAAAUGGGAAAUGGAAUGACAGAGCCUGUGGGGAAAAAAGGCUAUUACUUUGCGAAUUUUAG